CGUAAGAAGAUAUCAACAAUGCCUCGCUACGAUGAUAAGUAUGGCAAUACCCGCCUCUAUGUUGGUCGCUUGUCUUCACGAACUCGUUCCCGCGAUCUGGAGCGGGUCUUCAGCAGAUAUGGGAGGUUUCUUGGGUUUUGGCAAAACCCGGAGGUCUGUGGUGGGAGGGUGGCCUUGGUGGAAUUGGUGAAAAUUCCUGCCUGAGUGUUGACUUUGGCGAUUCUUUCUGUAAUGUUAUUGCGUGUUUUUAUGGAAUUGGCAACAAUCACAAACUGGUGUUUAGUUCGUCUUUGAGGGGCGAAGUAUCAUACAGUUCCAGUAGUUAAGUAAUGAUGGCCUUACUGUUUAUGGAAACCAUUUCCGCAGAGUCCGAGAUGUUGAUAUGAAGCACGAUUACGCCUUUGUUGUAAGUUAUCAUCCUUUCCCUGUCUACUUUUCAUUUUGAUUUCUGCUCAUUGCUUUGCUCAAAGGCGGCUUCUAGUAACUACUUGGAGGAGUUCAAUUAUAGAUUAUGGUAAGAUUUUUGUGUUACUUUUGUGGCGUGUACCUUACAUAUUUUGAGCAGGAAUUUAGCGAUCCCCGUGAUGCUGAUGAUGCAAGAUACAAUUUGGAUGGUCGCGACGUCGAUGGAAGUCGUCUUAUCGUGGAAUUUGCUAAAGGGGUUCCUCGGGGUUCCCGAGAUUCUCGCGAUUCUCGUGAAUAUUUGGGUCGUGGUCCACCUCCUGGAUCGGGACGCUGCUUUAACUGUGGCAUUGAUGGCCACUGGGCUCGAGAUUGCAAAGCUGGGGAUUGGAAGAACAAGUGUUACCGCUGUGGGGAGAGAGGUCAUAUAGAAAAGAACUGCAAGAACAGUCCCAAAAAGUUGAGCAGCAGACAUGCACGUAGUGUUUCACGUUCACCAGGCAGGUCACGUUCUCCUAGGCGUGGCAGAAGCAGGGAUCGAAGCUACAGCCCAGCCCGCAGCUAUAGCCGAUCAAGAUCCCCGGUCAGAAGAGACCGAAGCCCAAUUCCUGAAGAUAGAUCACGGAGUCCUCAGCCCUCCAAGUCAAGGAAGUAUAGUCGAUCUCCUGAAGGCAGUCCUCAAAAGAGCACAUCUCCUGGUAAUGAUAGGGUUGUCGCAACCCAAGAUGGGUCUGAUUAUAGCGAUGGUCCUAGAGUGAAGAGUAGGAGCCCCUCAAGGGACAACGAUGAUAGCCCUAAGGCUAAUGGCCGCAGCCGCAGCCGUAGCCGUAGCCGCAGCCGCAGCCCCAGGGAUGAUAGGAGCCCCAUAGAGGAAGAUGAUGACAACCGCCGUCACUCACCAUCACCUUAAGAAGUAUUUUUCUUAUAAAUCACUCAGGACGUGGCCAGGAUAUUUAUAUGCUUUGUUUUUUAAAUGCACAAUAUCUUAAUUACUGCACAAUUAUUUUAAAAAACUGGGAAUUGAUGCUUAUGGUUAUGAACAACGGUUUUGUUGUAUGUUUAUUUUUAAUUUUAAACCUCUGAUGGUUGCUACAUUUGUUAUUUCUCCUAGAAUAUAUGUGACCAUUGUUUCUA
Cicer arietinum (chickpea) is the source of this 1536-nucleotide messenger RNA. NCBI's taxonomy places the organism in Eukaryota, Viridiplantae, Streptophyta, Magnoliopsida, Fabales, Fabaceae. The record is from RefSeq and is a predicted model, not a curated record.